CAUAUCCAAUUGAUAGCCUCGUCAGCACAAUCAUAACCGUCAGAGAGACCUCACGACCUGUCCUUGAGAGCAAUACACUAUCAGACCACGUCUCGACUCAGUUCAAACACCGCCUCUUUCAGCCCUCCGCACAGCCCGGACCAAACCCUCCUGAUGACCGAGGACCUCCCUGGGAUCAUCAUCGCUCUCCUGCUCAUCUUCUUCGCCGUCCGGUACUUUUAUCCCACCAAAGACUCGUCGUCCCCCGUCUCGAACAAUGGCACGCCAACUUCGGGCCCUUUGAGGGGUAUCACCGGUCCACAGAUUCAGAACUUGCACCAAACCUUUCCACACAUCUCGCUGACAUCGAUCGCCUAUUCGUUGAGCCGGACUCGGUCGGCAGAGAGGACCGGUGAAGAGAUUCUCGAGCGGGGGUUCUUGCCCGAGCCGCCAGCCACCUUCCCCGUUCAUCCUUAUAUUGCCCAAGAGACCGCCCGCGCCGAGGCAGAAGCUUCCAACUCGACCCUUGCCGGCUCGGCUUCCUCGUCCAAAUCGAUCAGAGCCGCGAAAUACCCUUCGCUGAUCGAAAAGUACAAGCUCAGAGACCGAAUAGCGGAUCAGACCGUCUCGAGCAUAUCUGCGGCGAUCUCCCGGUCGAACAAGGGCAAAGGGCGUGAGGUGGACGUGACGGCCACCAAGAUGGCGGCGGAGCAGGACGACAAGAUGACGUUGCAACAGAGAAAGGAAAGGUUGAUCCUCGAGAGCAGGAGGAAGAUUAUGGAAAGACUGAUACGGGACAAGGCGAGCUGCAGCAAGGAGGAAGUUGCCGCGGAUUCUGGUAGCUUCUAAUUUGUCUCACGAUAGUCUACGGGGGAAUGAAUCCGCAUUGUAACACGUGAUGCCAUAUCAUAUCUCACUAUGGUUGGACCAGUGGACGAUACGGUGAUUGCAAAUCGUACUUCAUAGAUACAUCGACUUGGGCCGCACCAUGCCUUAUCGCGAGACGCCAACUGUGGAGCGGCAGGA
This is a messenger RNA of Filobasidium floriforme, 1005 nucleotides long. RefSeq lists its product as uncharacterized. The record is from RefSeq and is a predicted model, not a curated record. The coding region runs from base 154 to 828 and encodes 224 amino acids. The transcript is spliced from 4 exons. NCBI's taxonomy places the organism in Eukaryota, Fungi, Basidiomycota, Tremellomycetes, Filobasidiales, Filobasidiaceae.